Messenger RNA from Acinonyx jubatus (cheetah), 1872 nucleotides. It is a transcript of the gene NAF1, whose product is annotated as nuclear assembly factor 1 ribonucleoprotein. Bases 10 to 1464 code for a protein of 484 amino acids. The transcript is spliced from 8 exons. Lineage: Eukaryota; Metazoa; Chordata; Mammalia; Carnivora; Felidae. Gene Ontology annotation, biological process: pseudouridine synthesis; box H/ACA snoRNP assembly; ribosome biogenesis. Gene Ontology annotation, molecular function: RNA binding. Gene Ontology annotation, cellular component: sno(s)RNA-containing ribonucleoprotein complex. The record is from RefSeq and is a predicted model, not a curated record.
CGCGACGCCAUGGAAGUGGUGGAGGCCGCUGCCGCUCAGUUGGAAACUCUGAAAUUUAAUGGCACCAGUUUGGGAGAUAGCCAGGGUCAGGCGGUGCUGUCUCCGAGCUGUGUACCUGUACCAGACCCUCGGCCGCCACCACAGUCGGGUGAGCGGUCCCCGGACACCGGGCAGGCCGCGGAGGCUCAGCCUGCAGAGGAACAGCCGCCUGAACUCGCGCCGCAAUCAAGGCCAGAACCUCCACAGGGAGGGAACUGCGUCACCGGCUCGGGCUCCGCAGAGCAGACGCGGACCCCAGACUCUCUAGAGACCUCGGACUCGGAUUCAGACUCGGACAGUGACACAGAUUCAGAUAGUUCAAGCUCCUCCUCGUCCUCAUCAUCUUCCUCAUCAUCGUCCUCUCAUCUGUCACUUCCUCCACUGCUGUCAGAUGGAGAAGAUGAUUUACAAAUUGAGAAGGAAAAUAAGAAUUUCCCUCUUAAAACAAAAGAUGAGUUACUCCUUAACGAACUACCUUCUGUUGAAGAACUCACUAUUAUCCUGCCUGAAGAUAUUGAAUUAAAGCCUCUUGGGAUGGUUUCAAGUAUUAUUGAGCAAUUAGUAAUAAUUGAAUCCAUGACUAACCUACCUCCGGUUAAUGAAGAGACUGUAAUUUUUAAAAGUGAUCGACAAGCAGCAGGAAAGAUAUUUGAGAUAUUUGGACCUGUUGCACAUCCAUUUUAUGUGUUACGUUUUAAUUCUUCAGAGCACAUUGAGAGUAAAGGUAUUAAAAUAAAGGAUACUAUGUAUUUUGCUCCAUCAAUGAAAGACUUCACCCAAUACAUAUUCACAGAAAAACUUAAACAGGAUAGGGGAUCAGAUGCGUCAUGGAAGAAUGAUCAGGAACCACCACCAGAAGCCUUAGAUUUCAGUGAUGAUGAAAAGGAAAAAGAAGCCAAACAGAGGAAAAAAUCUCAGAUUCAAGGCCGGAAAAAAUUCAAGUCUGAGUCUAAUGAAUCAAGUGAAAACUUUUCAGAAGUACAUCAGAAUUGGAAUGCUCAUAGCUCUGCUUCAGAGCACUCAAAAGGAUAUCGCAACAGAGAAUUCACACGAGGAUUUUCCCGGGGUAGAUAUCCUCGACCUUGCCAUGGCAGGCCUCCAUCGCCACAGUUUUAUAACUCAGAACAGAUGGUGUUUCAGGAGACUUCAGGAUUUCCACCUCAGAGACCAGAUAAUACUAUCAUGCCACAGUAUCCUUUUCCUCCGCCGGUGUUUGACAUGCAUAAUUUUUCACUCCCUCCUCCUCUGCCACCACUGCCACCACCUCCACCGCCUGCAUCUGUAAACCUGGGUUGGGCUACACCAAACAUGGCACCUCAUCCAUUAAUUCCCUUACCAUACUCCAUCCCCCCACCCCCUCCCCCGCUGCCUCCACCUCCUUCUUCUGGAGAUAGUAAUUCUUCUCACUUUGGAUCCUACUACUAGGGGAAUGUAUACAUUUCUGGAGAAAUGUAGACUUUUUAUAUGGGAAGGAUUUUUUUUUUUUUUUUUAAAGAAAGCAAUUAUGGAGCUAGAUUUUUAACACUGUAAAAUACUAAAUGAUUCCUUCAGUCGUGACUUGAUACAUAUUUGUAACCUUUGUGAAAUUGUGUCAUUAUGAAAAUUUCACUUUUGUGGAGGGGGAUAUCCAGUUAUAUAAUAUUUAAUUAAAACUUUGAAUCCAUGCUUUCCCUAUUUCUGCUCAAUUAAAUAGUGUAUAUAGGUCUAAUAGAUCUGGAGCAACUUUCAUCAUGGGUUAAAGUAUAUUGAACACAUUGUCUUCUUGAUAUAUCUGAAAAUAAGAUGCUGAAAUCCUAUUGAGAGUCUUUAAAAUAAACUAUUUUUACAAAUGUA